ACUCUCGUCACGAAAAAAUUGGCGGUUGAAUCAGAACGUUGUUCUCUUCAUUACCGUUUUGGAAUAGAUUCCUUCUCCUCUGUCUCUCUUACCAUAUAUACUCAUUCUUCGUUUUCAUCGCUUCUCUGGUAAGAUCAUCGAGAAAAAAGAAAAAAAACGAAAAAAGAUGGGAUUUUUCGGGAGUGUGCUGGGGAUCCUUGGUUUCGCAAUCGGAAUCCCUAUCGGACUCAUCGUUGGAUUCUUCGUCUUCGUCUAUUCUCAGCCUUCACACGAAGAGUAUCCACCAGCGAGGCCACUAGUUGAGACUAGCAUCACUCUCCUUCUCGAUCUUCUCCCUGAUAUGCCACUAUGGAUGAAGAAUCCUGACUACGAACGAGUGGACUGGUUUAACAGGUUUCUCUCAUACAUGUGGCCCUACCUCGAUAAGGCUAUUUGCGAGAUUAUCAAGAGCUCUGCACAACCCAUUUUUGCUGAUUACAUUGGGACUUUCUGUAUAGAAUCUAUAGAGUUCGAAACACUGAGCCUUGGAUCGCUUCCUCCAACGGUUCAUGGUGUUAAGUUCUAUGAGACCAACGAGAAGGAGCUUCUGUUUGAACCAUCAGUCAAGUGGGCAGGCAAUCCCAAUAUUGUUUUGGUGAUAAAGCUCAUGUCUUUACGAAUCAAAGUUCAGCUUGUUGAUCUCCAGAUUUUCGCUAUAAUGCGAGUAGCUCUGAAGCCUCUUCUGCCAACCUUCCCUUGUUUCGGAACGGUUGUAGUUUCAUUGAUGGAAAAGCCGCAUGUUGAUUUUGGAUUGAAAGUGCUUGGUGGGGAUCUCAUGUCCAUCCCUGGUCUCUACAGAUAUGUUCAGGAAACUAUUAAACGGCAAGUUUCAAGCAUGUACCAUUGGCCACAAGUUCUUGAGAUACCUAUUCUUGAUGCUUCAACAGCUUCUGUGAAGAAGCCUGUAGGGUUGCUUCAUGUGAAUAUCAUUAGAGCUCGCAAUCUCCUCAAGAAGGAUCUGCUUGGAACAUCUGAUCCUUAUGUCAAGCUUAGCUUGACCGGAGAAAAGCUUCCGGCAAAGAAAACCACUAUCAAGAAGAGGAACUUAAACCCGGAGUGGAACGAACACUUCAAGCUCAUAGUGAAGGAUCCAGUAUCACAAGUCCUUCAACUAGAAGUCUUUGACUGGGACAAGGUUGGUGGGCAUGAUAGAUUGGGAAUGCAGAUGAUCCCCUUGAAGAAAAUCAACCCUGGAGAGAAGAAGGUCUUUAAUCUGGAUUUGAUCAAGAACUCGAAUAUUGUUAUGGAUGUACCAGAGAAGAAACAAAGAGGGAAAUUAGAGUUAGACCUCAGGUAUGUGCCAUUCAGAGAUGAAAGCCUCAAGUACAGAAACGAUGUUCAGGAUGAGAAAUCAUCAGAGGACGAUGAUGAGUUUCUCAGCAAUGCUGGUCUACUCUCGGUUGCAAUCCAAUCAGCCAAAGAUGUAGAGGGCAAGAAGAUAUAUACAAAUCCAUACGCUCUUGUUCUCUUCAGAGGAGAAAAGAAGAGAACAAAGAUGUUGAGGAAGACAAGAGACCCGAGAUGGAACGAGGAGUUCCAGUUCACACUGGAAGAGCCACCACUGAAAGAGAGUAUACGCGUUGAGGUCAUGAGUAAAGGAACAGGCUUUCACUUUCGUUCCAAGGAGGAACUGGGACAUGUAGAUAUAAAUCUGGAUGAUGUUGUUGCCAAUGGAAGGAUUAACCAGAAAUAUCAUCUUAUCAAUUCAAGAAAUGGUGUUAUUCACAUUGAGAUCCGUUGGACCACUGGUUAAAUUGUAUAUUUGUAUGCACAUGAUAGAGUUCAUCAACAACUUAUUAUUAUUCAGUU
Molecule: messenger RNA, 1848 nt
Organism: Brassica oleracea var. oleracea
Lineage: Eukaryota; Viridiplantae; Streptophyta; Magnoliopsida; Brassicales; Brassicaceae
Product: synaptotagmin-3
Exons: 12
Coding region: 167-1792 (541 amino acids)
Cellular component (GO): endoplasmic reticulum
Molecular function (GO): lipid binding
Source: RefSeq, a predicted model, not a curated record